CAGGCGGUCACCCUAAAAUGGACAUCACACAUUACAUGCCAUGCAAGAAACCCAGAAGGUCCACAAGAUUGGAGUUUAAAGAGAAAGAAGAACUGAAGGAAAAAUCCAUCCAGAAUGCUCGUCUGGGAUUCUUUGAUGUUCUGCCUAUUGAGCUGAAGUUCUUUAUACUGAAAUAUAUGACAGUGGAAGACCUUAGUCUGUUGACCAUCACAUCUAAGGCAUUCAGAAAUCUGGUUGAAGGUUACUUGGCCCUCAAUCCUGUGUUAAAGAAGGAGGUUAUAGACAGACUUCAUGUCCAGAGCAAAUAUCUACCAGUUCCUGUCUGCAAGCAGUCAGAUUUUGUGAUGCUAUUCUCCAGGCUAGGGUUGCUUGUGAAGAGAUCAACAUGCUUGUAUUCUACUAAAGACAGACUGAAAUUCAUAAAUGAAGUUCUUAUAAAGUUGCUGUGUUGUAACCGAACAGAGAGCUGCGAAGAUUUGAACAAGUGCCUUGCAAUGACAUGUUUUGGGAAAUUUCUGCACACUGUGAUAGCUGGUUGGGAUGACUGUGAGUGUGUGAGAACUUUUGAGUCCAUCUGCAGCCACACUUCGCUGAUGAAAAAUGUCGAGUUGGUGCUACGAGCGAAGUCAGGAGGACAUGCAAGAUUAGAGCUUGAGAUCCGAUGUUUCUAUCGGCGUGUAUUUCUGGACCAUUGUGGAAGCCUUCAGGACCGAGCAUUCUGGCUUACGCGUGUUCUGAAACCAUGGCCACUUGUGUACCAAGCACGAUUACUUUUCCUUCUAUACGGGCCUCUCCUAGGUGAUGAAAUCCUGUGGUGUGAGCUGAGUGAGAACACUCCAGUAAGUGCUGCCCAGUCCAGCCAGCAUAUAGGAGGCUUGGCCAGUGCCCUUCAGAUUCUUCAUCAUUACAAGCAGGAGUGGUCUGAGGAUGAUAUUAUUAGCAUCAUAGAUGAACUCACCAGUUCCCCUGAGGAGUGGCUGGCAGAGAACAUGGCUCAUCUGCUUAUUUUGUGUGGAGAUGUGAUCACUUCCAAGCUGCUUAUCAGCAAGGCCAUCAACGGACGUAUGCUAGAGCUCUCCAGUCUGACCACCUCUUUCUGUGUGGUAUGUGUGAAGAACAGCCUUAAUCUGAACUAUGUGAUAACAAUGAUCCGACACGUGCUCACCGUGAUAGACAGCGUAAAGGACAGGCAGACAUUCUUCUCCAGUAUCAUGGAUAUGUUCAAGGAACUUAUCAUUGACAUACAUGAAUUUGAAGAAGAGCAGGCAAAUGAUGACAUGUUCUACAUGAUCACAGCUCUGGUAGAGUUUACCAAGAAAAUCAUCAACCUAGCCUUCAAAGACUCACUGUCAUGA
This is a messenger RNA of Mya arenaria, 1355 nucleotides long. RefSeq names its product F-box only protein 47-like. Bases 18 to 1355 code for a protein of 445 amino acids. The record is from RefSeq and is a predicted model, not a curated record. Gene Ontology annotation, molecular function: protein binding. Lineage: Eukaryota; Metazoa; Mollusca; Bivalvia; Myida; Myidae. The transcript is spliced from 9 exons.